GAAGCUGCCAUCGCUCUUCAGUAGCUCAGCUGGACUCUGAUCUCACCAUGUUCAUCAACUGUAAGAUGGCAGUGCUGAUGCUUGUGCUGACUCUUGAUGGCCAAGUUCAUUCAGGAGGAAUCAUUGGAGGCCACGAGGCUAAGGCACACAGUCGGCCAUACAUGGCGGUUCUGGAGAGGCACAUGCCAGACAACAGCACUGAAUUCUGUGAUGGAUUCCUCCUCAAUGAGGAUUUUGUGAUGACUGCCGCCCACUGUCAAGCUAAGUCCUUUAAUGUCUUGCUAGGUGUUCACAACUUUCAUAACAAAAAGGGAGUACAGAAUUUGUCUGUGACGGAAGCAUUUCCACACAAAGAUUACAAUGCAACUGACAAAAGCAAUGUACAAAAUGACAUAAUGCUUCUGAAGUUGAGCUCCAAGGCAGAAUUGAACGACCAUGUGAAAGGUAUUGAUCUCGCGGACAAAGAAAAUGACCAUCUGCCAAAUUCCUGCAUAGUCUCUGGCUGGGGGAAAACAGGAAAUAGUCAUUACAAUUCCCUCAUUCUCAUGGAGGUCAAUGUAACCCUGACUAAAAACAAGCUGUGUGAUGGGAGAAAGCUGUACUGCUCUGAGGGAAACGCUGGACCAGCUAAAGGAGACUCUGGUGGUCCAUUAGUCUGUGAUCAGAAGGCAUACGGGUUGGUGUCCCACAACCGGGUUGAAAACCACACGAAAGUCUACAUGUAUACUAAGAUACCCGACUACAAAGACUGGAUCAAUAUCACGCAACAUAACGGAAAGUUCUCAUACAUGUAACACGUGAUUGAUCAAAUAUUUGAAGGUAUCGUUUGUGUAAUGUUGCUAAAGAAGAGGUCUGAGAACUUAGAUGUUAAUAAUACGACUGAAGUCUGAGUUAAAAAGAUAAAAUCAUAUGAUUUUGAUGUGGUUACGUUCAAAACUUCUGUGUGGUAGCUGCUGAUAACAGAUUUUGUGUAGCAUGUGCUUCAAAACAGCCUUGAAUAUGUUAAAGGAACUGCUGCUUUCUUCAUCUUAUUUUUUUGCUCAAAUAUGAACAUGUGUACCAUUAUGUUUGUUUUGUACUGCGUUUUUUUGAACAAUAAACUGUUGUUGUAACACGA
This is a messenger RNA of Stegastes partitus (bicolor damselfish), 1117 nucleotides long. Its product is annotated as granzyme B-like. NCBI's taxonomy places the organism in Eukaryota, Metazoa, Chordata, Actinopteri, Pomacentridae. Gene Ontology annotation, molecular function: serine-type endopeptidase activity. The transcript is spliced from 5 exons. Gene Ontology annotation, biological process: proteolysis. The record is from RefSeq and is a predicted model, not a curated record. Bases 48 to 794 code for a protein of 248 amino acids.